Messenger RNA from Pseudogymnoascus verrucosus, 4813 nucleotides. It is a transcript of the gene ALO1, whose product is annotated as D-arabinono-1,4-lactone oxidase. The record is from RefSeq and is a predicted model, not a curated record. NCBI's taxonomy places the organism in Eukaryota, Fungi, Ascomycota, Leotiomycetes, Thelebolales, Thelebolaceae. Gene Ontology annotation, molecular function: D-arabinono-1,4-lactone oxidase activity; FAD binding. The coding region runs from base 518 to 4813 and encodes 1431 amino acids. Gene Ontology annotation, cellular component: membrane; mitochondrion. The transcript has a single exon.
UACAGAUACAUCACCCUGACGAACUAUUUUUCGAACGGCAGGUUUAUAGAUUCUAGCGCUGCCCUUUUAUGAAUUUGAGAAUAGGAAUAAGUAGCUGGGAGGCAUCACCUGGAUAUAUAUAUUCCAACUUUCAUUUAUACAUUCGUUUGCCUAUCUACACUCUCCAGACUGUUCCACCGACACUGUUCCACCGACACUGUUCCACCAAUACUGUUCUACCGACACCCGGGUGUCCCGGCAAAAAAGCAGGGGAUUGUCGCUUACUUAGCAAGGCGGUGAGGAACGUGGGGUAUGCAUGAACAGGCACAAAUUAAUUAUCGCCAUUUGCUUUGUCACAUAUGCCAGUGCACUUUUUGAGGCACUCGUGCAUAAUAACAACCACGUUUCAUCCCUUGAUCGGGUUGGGCGAAAAGACAUAAGUGACCGACACAGCACCUAGAGCGUCUUGCGAGACAAACAGAGUGUUGCCGAAGCUACGCCUGGCCCUGGAGACCAGAGCACAGCUUCUUUCUUCGCCAUGGAUCCGGCCAUUACCGAUGAGCUCAGCAAGCUCGACGAUGGCGUCGCCUUUCGAGCUUCUCCCGACCAUUUCCACCAUACUUGGGCCCGCACAUUUUACUCUGCGCCCGAAUUGUAUAUCCAGCCUGAAUCAAUCGAAGAAGUCGAGAAAUUGACUACGCUGGCACGACGAUGCCGACGACGCAUUACAACGGUUGGCUCCGGCCACUCGCCGUCCGACUUGACCUGCACCUCAAGCUGGAUGGUGAACCUGGACAAGUUCAACAAGAUCCUCUCUGUCGAUAGAGAGACCGGGCUCGUGACUAUGCAAGCUGGGAUACGCCUCUUCCAGCUUUCAGAGGAAUUGGACAAGCUUGGUCUCGCGAUGCCUAACCUCGGCAGUAUCAACGAGCAGUCAAUUGCUGGCGCCAUUUCUACUGGAACCCACGGCUCGACUCUGCUUCACAGCAUUCUCUCUUCUUCGGUUACCCGGCUGAAGAUCACUCUCUCGAAUUCGCAAACAGUCACUUGCUCGCCAGACGAGAAUGAAGACCUUUUCCGUGCCGCGCUCUGUUCUCUUGGCGCCCUCGGCGUCAUCACCGAAAUCACUUUCCUGGCCGUUCCAGCAUUCUCACUCCAUUGGAAGCAAACUCUGUACCCCCACAAGCAUGUUUAUGACAAAUGGAACGCCAACCUCUGGACACAAGGCGAGUUCGUGAGGGUAUGGUGGUACCCAUAUACUCGCCGCGCAACUGUCUGGCAUGCCUCGAAAACUACACAACCUGCUUUGGACAUCGUACAUAAAGCUGCUUCCUUCGAUUCCGCGUUUGGUUACCACGUCUACCACAACCUACUCUACAUUGCACAAUGGGUUCCCAGGAUUAUGCCGUGGGUGGAAUGGUUCAUUAAUGGAAUGCAAUUUGGAUUUUCAGCAGGAGAGCAGACUACUAUCGAGGCAAUUCAGCCAUCGCGACAGGCUCUCCUCAUGGACUGUCUAUACAGCCAAACCGUGAACGAAUGGGCUAUCCCACUUCGCAAUGGACCAGCUGCCCUUCGCCGCUUGACCUCUUGGCUUAACCGACUCCCGCCUACCGAUCCCGAAUACGUCGAACAUGGUAUCCCAUACAGCGCAGAGGGACUCUGGGUUCACGCACCGAUCGAGGUCCGCGUCAGUGAUACAACUCUCCAGUUGAAGAACACUGACGGCUCUCCACGGAAAUCUGUUCGCCCACACCUCGACACAUCUGCCAAAGACGGGCCAACUCUCUAUCUCAAUGCGACUCUCUACCGGCCUUACAACAUGGAUCCUCCCUGUCUCGCUCGAUACUAUCAAGCUUUCGAAUAUUUAAUGAGAGAUCUUGACGGCAAACCUCACUGGGCAAAGAACUUCGAGACCACGAACGAACAACUAAAGGAAAUGUACGGCGACGACCUAAAGUCGUGGCUCAAUGUCAGAAACGAGGCAGACCCCGAAGGGAUGUUUGUUGGCGCGUGGCACAGAGAGUAUAUCCUGGGCGACGAACAACCAAGAUUUGCGCUCGAAGAAGCUGAAGUCGACAGAAAGCCCAUGCGAAAAGGUGGCGUUCAGAUCUUCGGAGAGCUCACGUCUAAAACGGCACAAAAGGAGCGCGACGACGUAGAAGAGACGCCUAUCGCCGUAUCUGAAAAUGUCUCUAGCUACUCAAGCCAAUCGAGCUUCGACUUCCUCAACAGCAGCGAGGCUACAGAGAGCCAGCACCUGCCGACUUCCAGCACAACCGGGACAAAGGGAAAGGGACUUGCAGAGGCAAUGGAAGAAGUUUCCGGGAACAGUGAACUAACUGAGGCUGUGACCCCGGCGGCUACAAUUGCCACAUUGAACAGCAGCAUUUCCAGCAUUGAAGCUGUUCUUCGCGACCUUGCUGAUAGCCAGACUGCUACGUCUGAGAAUACCGCUUCAUCGACCCCAGACGGUUCUUUCCUGGAGAAGUCCGAGGAAAUUACUUCUACGUCCGAAGAAGCUGCUGCUGCCGAAGAAGCUGCACUCGUGGCCGAAUUCUGGGCUGGUGCAGCUGCCGCGAAAGCAGAGGCUGCCGCAAGGGAAGAAGCCGCCGCCAAGGAAGCCGCCGCUCAGCAAGAAGCUGCCGCGAAAGAGCAAGCCGCCAAGGAGCAAGCUGCAAAGGAAGAAGCUGCCCAAAAGGAACAAGCUGCUAAGGAGCAAGCCGCAAGGGAACAAGUUGCUAAGGACCUAGCUGCCAAGGAAGAAGCUACCCGGAAGGAGCAAGCUGCUAAGGAAGAAGCUGCCCGGAAGGAACAGGCUGCCAAGGAGCAAGCUGCGAAGGAAGAAGCUGCCCGAAAGGAACAAGCAGCAAAGGAACAAGCAGCUAAGGAACAGGCUGCUAAGGAGGAAGCUACCCGGAAAGCAGAAGCUGCUGCGAAGGAACAGGCCGCUAAGGAGCAAGCUGCAAAGGAGCAGGCAGCUAUGGAGCAGGCUGCCGAGGAGAAGAAAGCUGCCGAGAAGAAGGCCGCCGAGGAGAAGAAGGCUGCCGAGGAGAAGAAGGCGGCCGAGGAAAAGAAGGCUGCCGAGGAGAAGAAGGCGGCCGAGGAAAAGAAGGCUGCCGAGGAGAAGAAGGCGGCCGAGGAAAAGAAGGCGGCCGAGGAGAAGAAGGCGGCCGAGGAGAAGAAGGCGGCCGAGGAAAAAAAGGCCGCUGAGGAGAAGAAGGCCGCUGAGGAGAAGAAGGCCGCUGAUGAGAAGAAGGCUGCUGAAGAGAAGGAGGCCGCCGAGGAGAAGAAGGCUGCUGAAGAGAAGGCUGCAAAGGAGAAAAAGGCCGCCGAGGAGAAGAAGGCUGCUGAAGAGAAGGCUGCCGAGGAGAAGGCUGCAAAGGAGAAGGCCGCUAAGGAGAAGGCCGCUAAGGAGCAAGCAGAGAAGGAGAAGAAGGCCGCCGAGGAGAAGAAGGCUGCUGAAGAGAAGGCCGCCGAGGAGAAGGCUGCAAAGGAGAAGGCCGCUAAGGAGCAAGCAGAGAAGGAGGAAGCUGCCCGGAAGGAGCAGGUUGCCAAGGAGCAAGCCGCAAAGGAGCAAGCUGCUAAGGAGAAGGCUGCUCAGGAAAAGGCUGCAAAGGAGCAAGCUGCCAAGAAGGCUGCUGAGGAGAAGGCUGCUAAGGAAGAAGCCGACCGGAAGGCAAAGGAGCAAGCCGCAAAGGAGCAAGCUGCCAAGGAAGAAGCUACCCGGAAGGCAGAAGCUGCCAAGAAGGCUGCAGAGGAGCAGGCUGCUAAAGAGCAGGCCGUAAAGGAGCAAGCAGCGAAGGAGGAAGCUACCCGAAAGGCUGAAGCUGCAGCGAAGGAGCAAGCCGCAAAGGAGCAGGCAGAAAAGGAAGAAGCUACCCGGAAAGCAGAAGCUGCUGCCAAGGAGGAAGCUGCUAAGAAGGCUGCACAGGAGCAGGCUGCUAAGGAAAAGGCCGCGAAGGAGCAGGCUGCCAAGCAAGUUGCGGAGGAAAAGGCUGCGAAGGAACAGGCGGUUGCUAAGGAGAAGGUUGCCAAGGAUCAAGCUGCGAAGGAGCAAGCUGCCGCUAAGAAAGAAGCUGCUGCGAAAGAAUCAGCUGCCGCAAAGAAGCCAGCUAACCCAAAGAAGUCAGCCAAGGAUGCUGAGGAAAAGACAACGACCACGAAAGCGAGGCGUCUGUCGUUCGCCAAAGCAGCUGCCCUCACCCCCGAGGAAGCACCGAAAUCCACCGAGCCCGCUGCGCCAGUCCUAGACCUGCACCACCUGCCACCAUCACCAUCGGCACCUAAAGCCAAUGGCAAUGGCCGCCACGUCCUCCCUCUCCAACCACGCCCCAACGGCGCGCAUGCCAAGUCCAAGGCAUCCACCACCAAGGAGGGAGAAUCCCCGAAGGCAGCAGUAAAGAAGGAGCAGCAGCAAAGCACUACCACUGAUGCCGCCGCAGCAUCCCCGAAGCAGGCAAAGAAGGAGCAGCAGCAAAGCGCCACCAUCACUGACGCAGCUCCCUCCAAACGCGAAGCCUUCGACGGCAGCGCCUCCACGCGCGCCGCCAAACGCGCCAAGCUCGCUGAGCUGACCGAGCAAUUCGUGCAAGUCGAGACGGUAGAGGUGACGCAGCAGAAGGAGAAUGUAGCCCCGGUUGUGGCGAGACCGAACUCGCUGGAUGAUAUGCUAGAGGAGCAGGCGAGGGCGAGGGGGGAGAGGAAGGUGGAGGGGGGGUGGAGACCGCAGGCGAGGCCGAAUUCCUUGGAUGAGUUGAUUGAGGAGCAGAAGAGGGGAGGGGAGGGGAAGACUGCGGAGGGGGGGUGGAGACCACAGCUUAGGGCUAAUUCGUAG